AUGAAGACGUUCACAAGCAUCAUCCAGAUUGACAAAAAACGCCAAUUGACCGACAUUGAGUACAGCAGUUCUGUUAUAUCGGAGAUAGGAUUCUAUGUAUACGAUAGUACGUUCAGAUCCUUAAUUGGAGAGUCCCCUGAACUCCAACUCGUGGAGUCCCGAAAGUUCAGAUUUGCACACGAGGCAGGAGUUUACCACAAAGAGACUAAUUCGAUUUACUUCACGGCAAACUUUCUUUCUUGCGACCCAGUCACCCUCUACCGCAUCAAUUGCAGCACUUUCAAAAUUGAGGAGUUAACCUAUCAGCAGGUCAUUCAGGCAAACGGAGCCUGUCAGCACCGUGGAAACAUCCUUUAUUGUUCUCAGGGUGAUUUUGACAAUCCAUCUGCAUUAGUUGAGGUUGAGCCCGUGAGCGGAGAGUCCAAGGUCUUGAUUAACAAUUUCUUCGGACGGGAGUUCUCUUCAAUCAACGACGUGGUUGUGCAUCACGAAACCGGUGAUAUCUGGUUCACCGAUCCAACAUACGGUUUCGAGCAAGGGUUUCGCAGAGACGCGGUUCUCCCUAACCAAGUUUACAGAUUUAAUCCGGAAUCUGGUGAGCUCUGUGUGGUUGCUGAUGGAUUUGAUAUGUGCAAUGGUUUGUGUUUCAACGAGGAUUACACUAAAAUGUACAUUACCGAUACAGGAGCAAUUAAGAUUGACAAGACCACGAACCAGUUUGGGCACAACCCCAAGGGCCCUAGUGCUAUUUACGUCUACGAUGUGAUUGGCCGCAAGAGACUGGAAAAUCGUCGCUUAUUUGCGUACUGCGACGAUGGGGUCCCUGAUGGAAUAAAGAGCGACCAAUUCGGUAACAUAUACUCUGGAUGCGGUCACGGAAUUCACGUUUGGAGACCAGACGGCGUCCUCAUCGGGAAAAUAGUCACGGGGGAGGUUGUUGCUAAUUUUUGUUUCUCGGCCGAAGCUAUCUGGAUUUUUUCAGAAUAUCAUCUGUUCCGCUGCAAGAUUCAAGCCCAAGGCGCUUUAGUGGAAAUCGAGUGCUGA
This is a messenger RNA of Ogataea philodendri, 1044 nucleotides long. RefSeq lists its product as uncharacterized. The coding region runs from base 1 to 1044 and encodes 347 amino acids. The record is from RefSeq and is a predicted model, not a curated record. The transcript has a single exon. Lineage: Eukaryota; Fungi; Ascomycota; Pichiomycetes; Pichiales; Pichiaceae.